CAGAUAUUUACAAACAAAGACAGAUAUCAUAAUCAUAUAAUGAAUAAAGACGAACAAUCUAGAGUUGUUGUGAUCACUGGUGCUAGUUCAGGCAUUGGUGAAGCACUAGCAUAUAUCUACGCAAGCAAGAAACAGACCACGUUGGUAUUGGCAUCAAGAGAUGUCACCAAACUCAAUGUUGUAGCCAAGAAGUGCAAGCAACUAGGUUGCAAUCAAUGUAUAGUGAUUGGCUACGACGCAGCCAAACAAUCAGAUUGCCAGAGCUUGAUUGAACAGACCAUCAAACGAUUCAAAAAGAUUGACUUGCUCAUACUUAAUGCUGGCGUGUCAUAUCAUAACCUAUUCACAGCGACUGAGAACCUCUCUGUCUAUCGCGACAUGAUGAACAUCAACUUCUUUGGAUACAUGUACACAACAUAUUAUGCACUUCCUCAUAUGAUCAGUCAAUCAAGUGGUGCCAAUGCUACAAAGCCACAGAUUGCCGUCGUUUCGUCGGUGUCUGGUGAGCUGGGACUGCCUCUGCGGGCAGGCUACUGCGCGUCAAAGUUUGCAGUCAAUGGCUUCUUUGAGUCACUGCGCAUGGAGGUGCCUCAGGUGGACUUUACAAUGCUGCUGCCGACCUCUGUCAACACACCAAUGCGCACUCACUCUCUUGGUGCCACCGAGAAGAAGUCCGUUCAGUUCAAUGAGGACGAGAGCAAGAGGAUGUCAUUGGAGGAUUGCUGCAACAUUAUGGUAUCAUCAAUCGAGGGCAGACGCAAGAAGGUCGUCUUCCCAUUCAGCAACUAUCUGGCCACAGUCAUCAAACCCAUCUUCCCAUCCUUCAUUGAGAAGAUGGCUCUAAAGAAGGCAGGUGGAUCAGUGAGCGCAUCAUCGACACGACCUCAGCUCAAGGCCAAG
This is a messenger RNA of Acytostelium subglobosum LB1, 900 nucleotides long. RefSeq lists its product as hypothetical. Lineage: Eukaryota; Evosea; Eumycetozoa; Acytosteliales; Acytosteliaceae. The record is from RefSeq and is a predicted model, not a curated record. Gene Ontology annotation, molecular function: oxidoreductase activity. The annotation marks the transcript as partial. The transcript is spliced from 2 exons.